Lineus longissimus is the source of this 1877-nucleotide messenger RNA. RefSeq lists its product as uncharacterized. The record is from RefSeq and is a predicted model, not a curated record. The transcript has 4 exons. Gene Ontology annotation, cellular component: nucleus. The coding region runs from base 732 to 1757 and encodes 341 amino acids. Lineage: Eukaryota; Metazoa; Nemertea; Pilidiophora; Heteronemertea; Lineidae.
UUUAUUCAUAUACAUUUUAUUGUCAUAUAAAACACUAUAUAUACAUACAUUACGCACAGUGUAUCAGGUUAUCAGAACAGCCACCCUUCGCUGUCGAUUCUAAUGGAUUUUCUCAGGGUUUUGUAUGGGACGUAGGAGUAUCAAAAACCUGAAGCUCAGGAUGAAGGAACCAGGCUAUAUUUCAGCAUACCCACUCAAUCUUGACACUAGAGGCGCUGAUGUCGUUCUGCAAUUGAAUUUUAAUUUCGGCACUGUGCGAGUUUGCAUACCCACUGUCUGACUGUGACCAGUCUAAAGAUGGAAGAUUGAUUUUGCAACAAUGAGCCGAAAGGAAGAAUAUUAUCCAAUACGUGUGACAUAUACGAAGAAGUAAUGAAGAGAACGGCUGGAUGGUUCCUAUAAACCUUAAAGUUGAUUCACAAAACCCUCUAAGAUUUCUGAUCUAAGAGUUCUCUUAGAGGACACUUACGGAAAAUGUACACAAACACUAAGAUUCAUUCACAGAACCUUCUUAGCCUAUUCUAAGCAAUUGCGUAGGAUAAGUGAACAAGUAACGUUAAGUGAAUGCGUAACUACAGCAAUAACCAUUGUAUGUGGGUUCACAGCCAGCGCAAGACUGGCCUUAUUAUGCAAAUAGCGUUAUUAUGUGAAAAGGAUCACAGUACACCUUUAUAAGACUGUUUCUUGUAAAAUUUCGCACACACUUUGUAUCGGUGACUAGGCCAGCAGUGAUGACGGACAGACAUGACAGUGAGAAAAGGCAAAGAAAGGAAAACUUCACGCCACGAGAAAUACAAAAACUCGUCGAUCUGUUGUCCGCGAGGUGGAAACUGAUAAGCAGCAAGUUUGGGGAUAAUGUGACUCUUGAACGAAAAAACAAGGCCUGGAAAGAAAUUACUCUUAAAAUUAACAGUAUUUCGCCAUGCCUUCGAACUAAGGAAGAGUUGAAGAAAAAAUGGGACGAUCUCAAACUGAAUGCGAAGAAGAAGGCAUCAAAGAAGACGCGUUCGGUGGCUGUAACAGGGAAUCUACCCCUAGACGACCCGUCCUCGGGUGACAAUUGUGCCAGUGGUGGAGGAAUGUCAUGUAGCCUCAACGACAUGGACGAGAGGAUUGUUGGACUAAUGGGCAAUGACCUUGUCCAAGGCAUUGAUGGAGGGUUCGGCUCGGCAGCCAGACAAACCACACCCAAAAGCAGGACAAAGACUGUGAAGUCGCCAACUAUGAUGUCACCAAGUCACUGCGCAUCAGGUAGUGACGCAUCAGGUAGUGAUUUGGAUGACUUUGAUAUCUCGCAAGGCAGCCCCACUUUUGGCAUCACAUCGAAGAGGUCGAAGAAUAAUCCGCAUUAUGAAGGGUCUCCAAUUAAAAGCCCAACACCACCACCGUUUGAGAGAACGCAAAUGCAAGUGAAGCACCAGCCCUGCGUCAAAAGACCAAAUGCGUCUGCUGCUGUCGGGGUUACCAUCGGGACACCAGAAGCGAAAUCCUCUAAGACCGCACCUCCCCCAACGCCAACUGCCGAACUGGUCACCACUGAGAAACAACGCCUGGAAAUCUACAAGCAGCGGCUAAAGCUUGAAGAAAAAAGAACGAAGUUGACAGAGACGGCUGUAGAAUUGCUUCAAACCUUGGUGUCUAUUGAGAAAGAUAAAGUGAAGGGCAAUGAAAGUCGUGUAGACAAAUCAAAGGAUGAUGUACAUGUACCUGUUAAUAUUUUUGAGCAAUUUAAAAAAAGGAAGCAGACCAAGAAGUAAGUUGUGGGUCUCAGUACAUUUCAUUAAAUUUUGCCCUUCACAUCUGAAAGAAUGGACUGGUCUAUUUCAACACGGAAGUGCGGUAAAUAUAUAGGACUGGCGGUAAGCCAAUAAAGUUCA